AGUGUUUGUGCUGCUCUGGGAAGAUGGCGGAGGCUGCGGCUGUUCCACCGCAUCGGUUUUUCUGUCACUGUUGUAAGGGAGAAGUCAACCCAAAACUCCCGGUAAGCCACGCUUAUUUGUCUCACUGCCCGUCGCAGUUCUUUGUCUAAUAUUAGCGGAUGACAACUGGACGUUUCUUUAAAAACUGGGUUUAUUCCGCUCGCCUGCUGCAGCUAAACACAAGCUAGCAUGUUAGCAGCUAGCGACGUUUGUUGUUGUUAACUCACUAAAUAAAAUCGUAUCACUCGCAAAUGUCCUGGUAAAUAAUUGGAUGUAAAAUUCACACAUGGACAGGGUUGAUAAAAGCCUGUAUGUGUGAAACAGUUUGUCCAAAACAACUCUGCUUGUCGUCUUGCUGUGACAGCCUGGGGAUUUGUGUUUUGCUCAAAACAACAUUUACGGCUGAGAGGUGAAGGUGUCUGUGUUUGUGCUCUGUCAUUUGAUUUUACAGGCAAGAUUAACAAAAACUAUGUGGGUAUUUUCAUUUUCACUUUAUUGCCUUUUAAAAAUAAUCCAGGCAGGAUGGUUCAGGGGAAUUUUCUGGACUUCUCUCGUCGUUUUACUUUCAGUUUUAAAGUCAGAAGUGAGAGUUUGUGAUCUUGACCAACAACUUUCUAGUCCUCCAUAUUUAUUUCACCACAUCCACCUGACACUUUAGUAGAUACAAUCACAACUGUAAACAUAAUAUAUAUUUAUACCACUGCCUAGUGUUCCCAACAUCCCAAAUAUGAUCAUUUACUGGGUUUGAUUAUGAAAAAUGUAGGUUUAAAUAUAAUAACACAUCCACUUCAUGAUUUCUGUUGUGGUAUUGUGUUUUAUUUAAUCUAUUAAUCACAUAAAUGACCUGUCUAUUUAAUUAUUAACAUUUGUAAACUAAGAGUGAAGGCAAGAUUUAUUUACGAUAAAACUUAUAUAAUAAAAACAUAAAUGAGGCUAAAAAGACGACUGUUUAAACUGUCGUUUGGGUGUUGCUGAUUUAAAUCAUGUCAAGCAGUCAUGUUGUCAGUCAGCCGGUCCACCAAAUAAUUUGUCGUCAGCUUAUUUUUAUGUCAUGGUUGAGGGUAAUUCCAGCCCGCCCUGUCAUGGUCUCCAAACUCGCCUGCUUGUCUCAGACACACUCAGUCCUGUGGCAUGUCUUCACUGAGCCAACUGUCUGCAACACCCCUAGGUUUAUCCCCCCACACGACUACAGUAUGUCCUCAAGACCACCUCUCAGUCAUGUGUCCGUUUUAACAACAGAUAUGACACAGAAGCAGUUUUCCCACAACCAUUCCUGACCACGACCCUGGUUUAAGAUCCCUUAUUUCAUGACCUACUUUACUCUUCACAUCUGUUAUAAAACAAACCUACUAGACUAAUCUCUCGUAGCCCUCUUUUGUGAGUCUUAAAGACCCCACACCAAUCCUGUGUCCUUGAGAAACUUUAGCUUUAAUUCAGGAGACAUGUGAUCCAGCUGUGCACACUGGCAGUAAUGUCUUCCUCAUUCUGUCGAGUGAUCUCUACAACGCAGCGCGCGUGUGUUAGGUGUGGUUGGCAGACCAGCUCUACCUCUUGGGCUACAUUCAGACAGCUCAAGCAGACAGACGAAUCUAACCGAUAUUAUCCUCACAAAGAGAGAAACUGGCGGCAUUUUGUUCAGUUGACAACAACUAUGUUUUUACAGUGUUUCCAUGAUUCACCUUAAGAGUCCUGGCAGCAAGAAAUCAACUCAUUUUCAGUUGUCAAUAUAAAUAUCAUUAAAUGUGUCAUAAUGACUCACAUUCAUUGACCUUUUUUAUAUGUUGUCAUACAAGAACCGCAAAUUAAGAUAUGUUUUUUCAGGGGUUGUUUAUAAAGCGCAGAGAAAACUCAAAACUAGUCCAUAUUUUUGGAAAAAGGAAAAGGCAAUAUUACUUGGUAUUCAAUAUUUUUUCCAAGUAGAAAAGAGAAGCUUUGAGUGCUUUUCUGUGAGUUUUCUGAGUGCAGGUCUAAGCAAGUUAACAGAUCGACUUAAUCCAACAGUAACAAGCCAAAUCAGUGUUUUUGGACUCCAAGUUGUAACACUGUAAAUGUGGAGAAGUACAAGCAGGGAGAUACUUACUUCAAUCAAUCAAAGUUUAUUUUUAUAGCACUGUUCAUAAAAAUGAAACUGCAGCUCAAAGUGCUUUACACCAGGACAAGAAAAAUAAAAGUUAUUAAAAUAGACUAGAAUAGAAUAAAAUAGAAUAGAAUAUUCCUUUAUUGGUCCCCCAUGGGGGAAAUUUUUUUUGCCACAGCAGCAUCACAGACAAAGAUAGUGCAAAAAUGCAGUUAUAAAAAUAAUCGUAAUAUUAAGAACUUAAAUAACUGUUAUAAUGAAGAAAAAAUUUGGAAAAAGGGGAGAAUAAAAUAAAAUAAAACUAUAUACAAUAUACACAGUUUAAGUACCAGAAAAAGUAAAAAACAUAUUUUAUUUUCUAAAACAUGAACUUAAAUUUAUUGAUAAAAUAAGGUAAAAAGUGAUACUAAAAAAUAAAUAAAUUAUAAUAGUAAUGAAAAUAAUGAAGCUUUACAUAAAAGCCAGGCUAAAUAGAUGAGUUUUUAGGUUAUGUUUAAAGAUUUCUAUAUUUGCAGCUUGUCUCGGACCCUUUUGAAGUUUGUUCCACAGUUUUGGAGUGUAGCAGCUAAAAGAAGCAUCACUAAAGUUUUUUGCUCUGCUCUGUGAAACGACUAAAAGAGAAGAUUGAGAGGAUCUGAGAGGCUUCCCUGGUUCAUGAAUUAAAAUCAUCUUUGAAAGGUAUUCUGGUGCCAGGCCAUGUAAAGCUUUAUAAACUAGUAAAAGAAUUUUAAAAUCAAUGUGAAAACUAACAGGCAGCCAGUGCAAAGACUUUAAAAUGGGUAUAAUAUGAGCUCUUCCCCUGGUCCUGGUCAAAACUCUAGCAGCAGAGUUUUGGAUCAGUUGUAGCUGGUUUAUUGUGCGUUUUGGUAGACCAGAGAGAAGAGCAUUACAGAUCAUUACACAUUUCAGCCUCUGUGCAUCAAUCAUCUUGGAGCUACAGGUUUUACAAAUAAAAAAAAAAAAACAGAAAAUGCCUGGGUUUGAGGAAAUAAUGAGAAAUACUUCCACUAACCUGUCUGACUCAGUCUUUCUGAUGACUCUUUCAGGAGUACACUUGUCCGAGGUGUGAAUCAGGGUUCAUAGAAGAAGUAACAGAAGACUCCAGGUAAGAGGCUUACAUUAUUCCAGGUACAUAUCCCACGUCUGUAGACCGGGUGAGCUGUUUAGGCCUAUUAGUGUUAGUCUGGAACAAAGGCAAGCGCGUUAGCUGUUCAGUGUUUUCCCACUCUUAUUUAAUUCUGGUGAUGUGUGUGAGAGACACAUUUCCACGUCAUUAAUGUUGUGGUUUCUGUUCCCCCGUCUCGCUGUUUUUCUCAGUCUCCUAGAGGGUGGUGCCAACGGCCUAGAUGACACAGCCACACAGUUUGCAGAGGUAAGAGAUGAGAUCUGAGGGUAAAUGGGUUAAAGAUUAAGGCUGUAAUUUUAUGUUUCUAUUAACUGUGUCCUUUCCCCCCCUUCAUCCCUGUAGCUAUGGCACCUGUUGUUACUGGAGCGGCCUUUCACUACAGACGGGGACACACCGGACUCAGAACCUCGGCUCCCCGGAGGCCGCUUGGGGAGUCUGAGUGACUUGGGAGGUUUAGGAGGGGGACCAAUCGGAGGGUCAGUCCCAGCAGGGCUAGGGGGACCUAUGGGGGGUCUACUAGGAGCCGGGGAACACUGGGGACCAGGGCGCCCCCCUCGCCUGCACAGUCAGAGGAGAUACAGGUCUAGAGGUAGCAGUAGACCAGACCGCUCACCUGCUGUUGAAGGGUGAGUAAGAGCUGAGCUGCUCCUGUCUCGCCUUCUUGGCUCUCAUCUCUGUUUUGUAUUCUCUCACUUGUCAUAAUGACUGCACUCAUUUUUUUUUGCUCUUCACUCUUUUUAUUUUUGGCUCUAAAAUGAACUGGUCUGUAUUUUCUUUCUGUCUCAGGAUUGUACAACAGUUUCUUGCCGGCCUCUUUGCCAACUCUGGAGUCCCGGGCUCCCCUCCCCUGUCAUGGUGAGGGAUGAUGGCACAGUGUUGAUGCUCGCAUCAAAGUGUCGGUGCUAUGUCUCAUAUAUUUGUGGUGUCUCUGUGUCUCUCUCUCUCUGUGACUUUCUCAGGACGGGGAUGUUGCACUCUAACCCGGGGGAUUACGCUUGGGGACAGGGGGGGUUAGACGCAGUGAUAACACAAGUAAGUCCAACUCAGUAGAGCUUAACGUCACUGUAAACUUUUGGGCUAUCUGCAGUUUACACCUGUGUUUACCUGUGUUGUAGUUACUAGGUCAGCUGGAGAACACAGGGCCUCCUCCAGCAGAGAAAGAGAAAAUCUCUUCACUCCCAACCGUCAAUAUUUCUCAGGAACAAGCAGGUCAGUGUCUCUUCUGAUUUCUUCAUUUCACUGGCACUCACCACAGUUUUCCUGAUUCACCCCCGUUGCUUUAACUGCAAUAUUGCGUCCACAAAACUACUUAUAAUAUUGCUUAACUAGUUGAAGCUGUCAGUCUGAUCCUGUAUAUUCAAAGUUGGGCAUUACAAUAUGAUAAGUUAAAAAAGACCUUCACCAGAUGGUUGUGUAAAUCAGCUUGCACUGUUGAUAAUUUUAACUGUAUGCUGUUUAAUGCAGUUAGAAAACCUGCACAGACACUUGUGUUUUCUUGCCGUAGCUGCCUGCAAAGAAAAGCAUCUAAAAGUGUGUCUGUUUGAGUUGAAAUGCCCUUUAACCUUCAGAAGUAUCGUCAGUUUCCUCUGUAUGUUAUUCUGAGAUGAUGUCCUUUGGCUCCCCGGUCCUUCACCUUCACUGUUUUUCCUCCACGUCUCUCAGUGGAUCUAUUCUGCGUUUUGACUUUGUCCCCUCUGAAUUCUGUCCCAUUUUACCUCUCAGUCGUAACUGUGGUAAUUUAGCACAGAUUUUGCAGAGCUGUUGGAUGUGGACUGAUGAUCCAUGCACCAUUUUCCUUAGGUCAUAAAACUCUUAUCACUGUAGUCGUAAAAAUCAUGCUUGGUGCUGUUAAAUUAGUCUCCUACUCUGCCUUUAAGCUGCACCAAAGUGUAAUUGCUAACACUAGUCCUGUGUUCUCUUACCAAAACCAUCUUAAAAAAUGAAAAUCUGAAGAAACCGCACAAGUUUGAAUUGUAAGUUUCUCCGAGUAAUCACAUCUGGACCUUCUCUCCUGUAGACUGCUGUAUGGAAUGUCCCGUGUGCAAAGACGACUUUGCUGUCGGAGAGCCAGUCAGACAGCUACCCUGUAACCACUUCUUUCAUUCAGACUGUAUAGUACCAUGGCUGGAAAUGGUAAGUCACAGCACAGAAUCCAGGAAACACAUGCCCUGUUUUCUCUAUACAGCAAAUUUAAAGGAACAGGAUGAAAAGGUCCCAGUUUUUAAAUUGUGAAAAUACCCAUCAAAAGGGCUGUAAUCCAUCAGAUUGAUUCAGCAUUUAAACCUGUAAUCUCUUGGUAUAGCUGUGUUACAUAAAACAAACCUGCUGCAUUUAUUUAAAAUGAGGGCGCGGGUUGUCCACUGAACCUGUGUGGCUCACAGCUAAAUGCAGGAAAUAAGCGGUGACCGACUAGAGAGACAUUUUUGAUAUUCCAAGUGAAGAUCAACCAGAGUUUCAUAUCAAAUAAGAUAUCUACUUGUUCAGAAGUCUAGUGAGAAAACUGCCCUGAGCGAACUCUCUAACUCUCUCUCUGUAUUCUGCUCUGCGGCCUCACAGCAUGACACAUGUCCAGUGUGUAGGAAGAGUUUGAACGGAGAAGACAGCAGCAGCCAGCCUCCCUCAGAGUCCCCCACCCUCUCCAUGGACCCCCGCACACAGGAGAGAUGGUCCUUUUGAGACACCCACCUUUUGUCAUCCCUCGCUUCUCCUCACCCAAAUCCAACAACACUCAGAGAAGACGAAAACACGCUUCUCACUCUCCUCUCUUCAUCUCUGUUGCAGUCAUAAUCAUCUCAGUCUGAUAUUUUUUUGUAUUUCAGUUUUUUUUUUUUAUUUUAAUGCCUUUUUUCUCCUCAACCAUGUAAACAGAACACCCAACAGACGUCUUUACAGCCUCCUGAAGUCUGCUGGAUCUCUCUCUCUUUUUUUUUUUUAGCCCCGCAUCAAACCAGCCUAGAUUGAAACUAAUCGAACCCAUGUUCCACCUCUCAAGCAAGUUCCUGUCUAAGUUUUUUUCUGAAAUGCACUGCUGCAAUACUCCGUUGUGAGGAAAGGCCAGACUUUACAUCAUACACCAUGCCCUCAUGAUUGGGAAAAAAAAGCUAAAACUCUGCAACUGAGCCCUGGAGAACACAGUCAGGGUUACUUAAACUCAUGGUAUGGACCUAACAGAGACCUGCAAUAAAUGUAACGUUUGUGAAGGGUCGAAUAAUGUUUAACUUUUGGGAGAUUUUGUUAUAUUUAGAUUGAGCUCCGGGUCCCUGCUGUUAAAUGGUCUCAAACUGAAGCUGUGACAUGGAUUUAAAACAAAGGACUCUUCACACCCUCCAGCACCAGAAAAAAAGUGAGUCAUAAAGGAACUAAACAAAAAAUCUCCAGAUCUCAACCUGAUGAGACCUGCUCCUCUUAGUGUAUAUAUUGAAAACAGAUGGCAUCCCUCUGUCAUUUUAUUCUUCUGUUUAAGACUGUCCUUUGUUUCACAUUAUCACCUUUUCUUUAUGAUGUAAAUAAUUUUAGUCCAACAAUUUAUGGUUUGCAAAGGAAAAAAAAACAUUGAGAAUGGAGACACAAAUGUGAAAUACCUGGUUAUCGAACUGUAUAUUAUAUAUAUGAAAAAAAUGUCUAUGAUGUAUUAAUAAAUUGACAAAAAAACUGUCA
Messenger RNA from Xyrichtys novacula (pearly razorfish), 6899 nucleotides. Lineage: Eukaryota; Metazoa; Chordata; Actinopteri; Labriformes; Labridae. The record is from the annotation of a GenBank genome assembly.